Messenger RNA from Platichthys flesus (European flounder), 1878 nucleotides. RefSeq names its product phosphoinositide-3-kinase, regulatory subunit 6b (gene pik3r6b). Gene Ontology annotation, cellular component: phosphatidylinositol 3-kinase complex, class IB. Gene Ontology annotation, biological process: positive regulation of MAP kinase activity; G protein-coupled receptor signaling pathway. Bases 1 to 1878 code for a protein of 625 amino acids. The record is from RefSeq and is a predicted model, not a curated record. Gene Ontology annotation, molecular function: 1-phosphatidylinositol-3-kinase regulator activity. The transcript has 20 exons. Lineage: Eukaryota; Metazoa; Chordata; Actinopteri; Pleuronectiformes; Pleuronectidae.
AUGGUCGAUCUCGCAGCUGACGUGUCUCUGUCAGCUGUGCAGUCCAGUCUGCACACUGAGGUUCGGGCGCUGCUCAAAGAGAUGAACAGCAGAUGUGCUUCAAAGAAAGGAUGGAUAAGAUGGAGCCUUGAGAGGAAGGUGGAGGUGGACCCGUCCUGCAGCGUCUCCCUCAUCUCCGUGUUGGUGAAGGAGCUGGAGAAGAAGCUGGAGAAGAUGCAUAAAAUAGGAUCCCGAGUGCAUGUCAUCCCGAUACUGCACACCCUCUACUAUGCAGUCAUUCAGUCAGGCUCCUUGAUUCCUCGCAGCCUCUACCAGAGAGUAGAUGAGUGUUUGAUGAAGCUGCUGAUUUCACCGAUGCCUUACUCGACCGUGGCCCUGAGCACCUUGAGCAGCGUUAAGAUGGAAAUGACCACACCAGGCUCUUUGUACCUGAGGAGAGUCAUCGCUGAGCAGAACCUGAAGAGUAAACAUUGCAACCUGCAAGAAAGGGUGUUUGUUCUUGCAGAUCCAGAUGUUUUUACUGCACAGCUGGAGGCCACAGUGAGGGCGUACCUGGAGGUGUCCGGCGUGUUCAGGGACACGCCCACAGCCAUGGAGAAGAACCUGAUGCUACGGGUGAUGCAGAAGGGGCUGGGGACGUUGAGCUGGAGCUCCAGACUGGCUCAGGCUCUGGAGGCUUUAGACGAUCAGAUGGUAGAGAAAUACUUCGAGGAAGUGGUCCGAGCCGUGGAGCAGAGUAUAAAACAUGGUCCUGGUAGAUGCACAAAGUAUCUGAACAGACUGCAACACGUACAGGAAGAGAUUCUAACUGCUGCUACAGAAGUAACCGAGGAGGAGUGCGGCUCCCGGAGCAGCCGGACGUUGUCAUUUCCAGAGAUCAAAUUCCUGCUGUGGACAAACGAAGAGGAUCUAUAUAAACUGAUUCUGAUGAGGGAGAGGAUGGACACGUUUGCCGGGAGCCGUGGUGUCCAGAGAGACGACUGCAGGUGUCUCACAGCGCGGGUGGUGGUGAUGGGGGACGAUCGGGUGCUCGGGCGGCUCAGCAGGGUUUUCCUCUCUAUACGACAGCGAGAGUCCAAUCAUCUUGUUUUGACCAAGAAGCUGAACCUGCAGUUGUACUACGUCCCCGUCACCGAUGUGGAGCCCAGUUCACCAGUCGGCCCAGGUCCGGACGAGGGGAGACUGUCUCUCGCCGGCUUGCUGGGGAGGUUGGAUCCGUGGUACAACAGCAACAUCAACAUUCUGAGAGCCACCAUCUCCAACCUGUCGGACCAAAACCUCUUCCUGCUGGACACCCUGUGUUACUACCUCCGCUGUGGGACGCAGCCCGUGAACCUGCCCAUGUAUUCUGUGAAGAUGAAGCGGGGCAGCAGUGACGCGUCCUCAGCGGUGGAGGACGUGUUCGUGUCCCACCUGGAGGCCGACAUGCCAAAGUUCAGAUACCUCAAAGAAAAGUUUCCAAAGGAUCCGUCCACACAGAGGAAGACGUCCACGGUGAUCGUCCUCACCGUCACUUAUACAGAGACGUCUUUGAGCAAACGAGGAGUCGUGAGAGGAGAAGCUCUGAGGACGUGUGGUGUGAUGAUCACCUCAGAGCCGGCAGCUGUGACCUCAGGGGAGGAUCUCCUCACAGUCAGUUUUGACAGCAUCGACCUGGGAAACAAGAAAAAAAUCCGAACCCAAAACAUCAGCAUCAGGACGAUGGAGGAUCGAACCCUCUCCGUGUGUCUGGACAGAGACGCUCGCAGGACGUACACCGACGUCCAGAGGAUAGACAUCUCUCCGUGCUUGGACCCAGGAUGCAGCCUCCGCUCCAGCAGGUAUCUGAACAACGUCCUGUCGCUGCCCAUCAACACCUUCAGUGGUGUGACCCUGUGA